GUACAUUGUGUGUCUGUGGAGCGUCAAUGUCGCUGCUUUCAACCUGGAUAUCCAGAGGGUCAUGGAGAGAACGGGACCCCAGGGCAGCCUCUUUGGAUUUUCUGUUGCUUUCCAUCAACAGCUGAGUCCCGCCAAAAGGAAUUUGUGAGUCUGUGGUGACAUUUAAUGUCUUGAAUUCAGUUGUCUUGAGUUUUUUAGUAUCCUAUAAUGUCCCAAAAGGAAACAUGGCUUGCAGAUAGGUUAAAAAGACAUUUUAGAAACAGUCAAUGCAAUGUACAGCUGUGAAAAAAAAUUAAGGAAAGGUACGCCAUACGGGCAGGAAUGUAUGAUUGACAUGCUCAUAAACUGAAUAUAAUAGUUAAAUCUGUCUUUUUGUGUGAGGCUUGAAGGAAAAUCAAAUUGUGGAUGGAUUACUGUAAUGUAACUUUAUUUUGGAGUCAGUUGACCUCAAACGUCUCCAGUUGGCUAAUAAUGCUGCCUUGUCCUCUAACUGGAGCAUGAAAGAGGAAGAACAUCACUCAUAUUCAGGCCUCCGUCCAUUAGCUGUGAGUUUAUUUUCAGAUACUGUUAUUUGUUUUGAAAUUGUUGAAAUGGGUCGCGCCUCCGCUCUCUCUGAGCUGCUCCAUCUCUAUGUUUCUGCCUGGUCCCUCAUGUCAGAUGGGCAUAUAGCAUUUUUGUUUGUGGUCCCAUUCUUUCCAAUGACCUUGCUCUGCACAUCUGACAAACCCCCUCACUGUCCAUUUUGUGUGGACUGAUCCUCUUUUCCGUCACCCUGGUGCUGCUAGACUAGGCAAUAAAAGCCAAGCAGAUUGAACAAAACAUUGGUCAAAUACAUCUGUUUACUGUCUACAUUCAAAUAACUUUAGAAAUAAAUAAUAAUUCCAUUUUGUGUUUGUCCUCAGGUUGCUGGUCGGGUCCCCGAAAUCGAAACAUCCAUACCUGGGGAAUGUUACAGGCGUUGUCUAUCAAUGUGAUCUUCGUGUGUCUUCCGAGCAUUGUCAGCCCAUUGACUUCAACCACGAAGAGUUCCAUGAGAGCAACGGGAUAAGCGGCCAGUGGAUGGGAGUCAGAGUGACAAGCCAAGGCCCGGGUCAAAAUGUCAUGACUUGUGCUCAUCGGUACCAGCAGUGGAGCCCAAGCCCAGGGCUUUACACGCCUCGCCUGGUAACGGGCCAGUGCUACAUUUUAGGAGAUGGCCUGCAGGUCGGGACAGAGGAAAGGACGUGGAGGAGAGUGGUUUGCGAUGCCGAACACCUGAACAGGCGUCAGAAAGACCAGGACUGGUUUGCGUACUGCCAACAGGGACACGGUGCAUCUUUUGCUAAAGACAACCGAUCGGUGGUUUUCGGAGCACCGGGCGCUUAUCAAUGGAAAGGAAUAGUGCGGACGGAGCUGCUGGACAACCUGGACAUCUUUGGUGAACUUCCUCGAGAGACCGGCAAUAUUGACCAAUUUAACUCCAAACUCAUUCCUCUACAAAGAAACAGCUACCUGGGAUUCUCCACCGACUCUGGGAUGACACUGCUCCAGGGAGGUGAGCUUACCAUCGUAUCGGGAGCACCCAGAGGAGGAUACAGCGGUCAGGUGGCCUUUCUUAAGGCAGACCCGUUGGCAGAGAGAAGCUUGUCUGUUGAGUUGGUCCUUUCUGGUCCGGGGUUGGCCUCCUCCUUUGGAUACGAUCUUGCCGUGGUGGAUCUCAACAAUGAUGGGUGGGAGGACCUUGCUGUGGGAGCACCCGAAUUCUUUCUCAAAGAUGGUGCGAUUGGGGGAGCAGUCUACAUCUACAUCAACAACCAAGGAAAAAAAUGGCAGGAAGUGAAUCCAAUUCAAAUCCUUGGCCGUAAAGAUUCCAUGUUUGGACUCGCAGUGGAAAACGCCGGCGAUGUCAAUCAAGAUGGAUAUGGAGACAUUGCUGUGGGAGCGCCAUAUGACGGUUCCGGUCGAGUUUACAUCUACUGUGGCUCAUCAAGUGGCAUCAACAGAAAGCCAGCGCAGGUGCUCUCGCCAGGUUCGAGAAAUAUCACGCUGUUUGGAUAUUCUCUGACGGGUAACUUGGAUAUUGAUGACAACCAAUACCCUGAUUUGGCUGUUGGAUCACUAUCAGAUAUGGUCUUCGUCUACAGAGCUCGGCCUGUGGUCAGUGUCAGCAGCACUCUCACAAUAACACCAAAUGAAAUUGACGUAGCAAAGCAGCAGUGCAAUCAGCGUACAUGUUAUUUUGCAGUGCAGGCAUGUUUUACCUACUCGGCACAUCCAGCGUCAUUCAACCCCAAACUGACAAUAAGAUUCUCGAUCGAGGCUGAUGCAGCGAGGAGGAAAUCCAGGCUUCACCCUCGAGUGGACUUUCUGGGUUCAUCUCAGGGGACAUUGGAGCUGCCUGGCCAAGGGAGCAAAAUCUGUGUGAACACCAAGCUCCGACUUUUGCUGGACACUAGAGACAGGUUGCACAGCAUCCCAGUCUCCGUCACUCUGUCUUUGCCGAGCUUAAGUCCAAAGGCGAGGACAAACGUUGAACUGCCUGACGUUACUCCUGUGCUUAACCUCUACCAGGAAAAAAGCCCCGUGUCAGAGAUAACCUUUAUCAACGAAGGCUGCGGCAGUGACAACGUUUGCCACAGUAACCUGGAGCUUCAGUAUAUGUUUUGUGCAAGGAAAACCCAAAAACAUCAGGAUGUUUUCCAACCGCUGGUCAGAGAGGACGGUGUCGCAGUCAUCACUCCUUCUGGUGAGGACGUGGCCUUGGAGAUCAUCGUUAGCAACUACGACGGGGAGGACGCACACCAGAGUCACGUGGUCGUCAACCUGCCAGAUCUUCUUCGCUACUCCUCUGUUGUUUACACCUCAACGUCGACACAGGUGACAUGCUCGGUCAACGACAAAGGAACGGUGAUCGACUGUGAGCUGGGAAACCCUCUUCAAAGAGAUGCUCAAGUUAAAUUUUAUGUCAUGCUGACCACAACUGGCAUCUCCCUAAGCACAAAAUCUGUCAACAUCACAUUGCAACUUCAGACGACAAGUGUGCAGACCUUAGAAGCAGUCGAGGCUACAGCCAAAGUAGUUUUUGAACUGGGGCUGCAGGUUUAUGGGCUCGCCAAACCGUCUCAAGUGUCACUUAGUAAAGGCUUAGUGGGCAAAAAAGUUGUAAAAUCUUUUGAUGACAUCGGAACCCCAAUUCAAUUUGAAUUUAAGAUAACAAACCAGGGCAGGUCUCUCAAAUCGUUUGCCAAUGCCUCCCUGGACAUUCACUGGCCAAAGGAGAACACUGAUGGGACACGACUGCUGUACUUGACUCAGGUCACUAGUGCAGGAGUGCAUUUCGUCUCCUGUACACCCACUGACCAAAUAAAUCCUCUGAAACUGAGGGGUCAGCACGGAGCCUCAAGGGAAAGACGCGAGGCUGAACACGAAGGCCAAUAUGAUGCCCUCUCCGCUGCUGGAUUCUUAUUUCUUCCAUCGAAAAGGAAAUACAAAACCCUGUCCUGCUCCGAUGGACUCAAGUGUGAGGAGCUACGCUGUCCUGUCGUGGGAUUGGACAGCACUGCACUGAUCGUUCUCCACGCACGCCUUUGGAAUUCUACUCUGACAGCGGAUUACAGCUCUCUGAAUUACUUGGACAUUGUUGUUGAUGCAGCUCUCACCCUCACGAACUCCCCAGAGAACAUUGGACUCCCAGAGAAAAGGCUUCUCACCAAGGUGAAGGUGACAGUGUUCCUGGAGCGAGAAGAUGAAUAUUUCACAAAAGUGGCCUGGUGGAUCAUCUUCCUGACAGUUGUCGCCGGCCUGUUGCUGUUGGCUGUCCUCUGCUUCUUCUUGUGGAAGCGCGGUUGCAUAAAGUGUUCGACGUGCAACCACAAGUCAUCACACAUGAAGCUGGAAAAACUAAAAGCCUGAAAGAAGAAUGCAGGGUGAGCGGAUGAUAUCAACAUCCAACGUCGUAUUGUUAGUGGCCACUGUCAAUCAUCCGACAAAGAACUGUACACACACAUACCGUCAAAAUCAAUGUGGCUUUGCAGAUUUUAUUUCAUUAUUUUAAUGAUGCAAAAAAUAUCACUUGUGUGUUCGUUCAAAACAAAGUGAAACAACAACAUGAAAGACAAUUGUGCUUUCGAAGACCGUUCUCUUUAUCAUUUGUGUACAGUAAUAGAGUGUAUCACCAUAGGACAAGAUGAAAGGACAACAACACUGCUGCUCUACAGUGGAACCUCCAGAGUUCAAUUCAAUCCAUAAUGCUUGUUGACUUUCAAAAUACCAUAUGUACCCUUGAAACACUGUUCUUUAAACAUAUUGCAUCCCCAUAUUCCCUGGGGGAUUGGUUGGAUUGGGCGGGUUGUUUCUGGUGGCCAUGACAGAUCCUUUUCAGGCCCCCAUGGACAAGCCUUCAUGAUUAUGAGACAACACAGGGUUGGGUGGGGAGGGACGGGAGAUAUAUAAACGUUACAGGCCGUGUUUUCCGUGGUUGCCCGUCGAGACAUUUAAACUCUCAGAUCAUGUUCCACAGUUGUCAUGGUGCAGAUAAAAAACGUCGUCGGCCAUAGAAAAUGUUGCACGCUACCAAAACUGACCGUACAUAACAGAGUGUAACACAAGUAAUACAUUUGAUGGUCUGUAGUGAGCCAGACAGCAUAUUUAUCUCACAUUCUCAGGGAUGUGAGAUUAUUAAUUUUUUAAUAUUGUCCCAUGGUAUACCACAUUUUAUGCAUUGGGGCUCUUGUGGCCGCUGGGAACGUAAUGUAAACAGCGCUUUAACAUGACUGCUAAACUGAGAUGUCUCCACAUGUCAUCCAUCCUGGGUGGGUAACCUUUUUCCUAUCGGGAACCAUGUCAGUAUUAAUGGUCCUCCCAGAGCCAGAUCAAAUUCAUAAUGAAAUAUUUGAUGAAACAUGGAAACGUUGUGAACAAAUGCUCAUUUGUAUGGAUUAUUAAUAUUUGCAGGUUAAAUGUUGUAGGGCUUGUUAUAAUUUCACGACAUGUAUAUGGCCCACGAGCCACAGAUUACCUACCCCUCAUCUAUAUAUUGUUUUUCUCUUGUCAUUUCUGUACUCCUUUGGGUUUAUCACAUGUACAUUCCGAGUUGUACAAACAACACUUUCCACCUCUUUCUUUAUCAAAAUACAUUCGGCACUGGAUGAAAAUUAACUCAUGAACAGAAUUUGUACCUCAUUCACUAUCUUCAUAUUUUGUUACUUUUAGGAAAAAUACAUAGAAAA
Messenger RNA from Hippocampus zosterae (dwarf seahorse), 5207 nucleotides. RefSeq names its product integrin alpha-6-like. The record is from RefSeq and is a predicted model, not a curated record. Gene Ontology annotation, cellular component: external side of plasma membrane; integrin complex. The coding region runs from base 1060 to 3891 and encodes 943 amino acids. Gene Ontology annotation, biological process: cell-cell adhesion; cell adhesion mediated by integrin; leukocyte migration. Gene Ontology annotation, molecular function: integrin binding. The transcript is spliced from 25 exons. NCBI's taxonomy places the organism in Eukaryota, Metazoa, Chordata, Actinopteri, Syngnathiformes, Syngnathidae.